UUGAUCAAUCCAGUGAAUUAAUCCCGGGUUUAGCUACGGUUUCCGGGUCAAAAAUCGCAUUGGGGACUUGGGAAUUAUACCCGCUUGGCUUCCCAAGUUCACAUCAUCCUCCUCUCUGGUUUUGUUUUUGAGAAGAUCGUCCUCUGAGUUAUACCCCUACACAAGGAGUAGGUUCGGCGGGGCCUAGUUCCCGGAGGAGAGGAAAGCACAUAUUUAUAUACAUAAGGGGAUUCUUUCUUCUUCAUCCAUGGUGAAGGAAACGGAAUACUACGAUGUUCUAGGCGUCAUCCCUACAGCCACCGAAGCACAGAUUAAAAAGGCUUAUUACAUUAAGGCGCGACAGGUUCAUCCAGAUAAAAAUCCAAAUGAUCCUCAAGCAGCUCAAAAUUUUCAGGUUUUAGGAGAGGCAUACCAAGUACUGAGUGAUCCAGCUCAACGACAAGCUUAUGAUUCUUAUGGGAAAUCUGGAAUUUCAAAGGAGGCAAUAAUCGAUCCUGCAGCAAUCUUUGCUAUGCUUUUUGGUAGUGAACUUUUUGAGGAGUACAUUGGACAGCUUGCCAUGGCAUCAAUGGCCUCACUAGAUAUUUUUACUGAAGGCGAGGAUUUUGACGUAAAAAAGCUGCAAGAAAAGAUGAGGGUUGUUCAAAGAGAAAGAGAAGAAAAACUAGCUGAAAUUCUAAAAGAUCGACUAAAUCUGUAUGUACAAGGAAGUAAGGAAGAAUUUAGGGAUCACGCUAAAGCUGAAGUAUCCCGACUGUUCAAUGCAGCUUAUGGGGUUGAUAUGCUAAAUACCAUUGGCUACAUAUACACGAGGCAGGCAGCAAAAGAACUUGGAAAAAAAGCUAAACUUUUGGGGGUACCAUUCAUUGCUGAGUGGUUCAGAAACAAAGGCCAUUUUAUAAAGUCACAGGUCACCGCAGCAACAGGUGCUAUUGCUUUGGUUCAGCUUCAAGAGGACAUGAAACGUCAUCUUAGUGCAGAGGGAACCUACACUGAGGAUGAAAUGGAGGAGUAUUUGCAGUCUCACAAGAGAGUAAUGAUUGACUCUCUGUGGAAGCUUAAUGUUGCUGAUAUAGAAACAACUCUCUCCCGUGUUUGUCAGAUGGUUUUACUGGAUACCAAUGUAAAGAAAGAAGAACUUCGUGCACGAGCAAAGGGACUGAAGACAUUGGGGAAAGUUUUCCAGAGUGUAAAGUUUGUCAAUGACAAAGGCAUUGAGGAUUCUGUAAAUACUCCAGUCCAGAAGUUGGAUGGUAGUGAAACACAUUAUGGUUCUCACUCUUUGAAAGACUCCUCUCAAUCUCAGAGUGCAGAUAAGGCUCCUUAUGUAACAUUUGCAGUGCAGAGCCCUUACAUUGAAACACCACAAUUUGCCAAUGGAGAAUUCUGCAGCUGUGACUUCCCCUUGCCAACUGCGCCGCCUGGUGCAGAGAGACAUGCCUAGACGUGCAGUUUGAUCAGUUUGAGCGGUCAGAUUAUUUUCGAGUGGAGGUUAUAUGUUAAUUUGAAUGUCGUCUGUGAGUGUAAAAUGCUGGUAAUUUACUGUGGUGUAUAUAUUUGUGUGCAGUACUUGUAUUUGUUUCAACUCCGAAAGAAAUGUGUGUAGCAACAGUCUAAAAUAAAUACCCGCUUUUGGUUACGGAGUAGUUUUUAACUUUCUCCAAUGAGCUUGAGGCCAAAACUUUAAAAAAAGAGUUUUGGGUUU
Messenger RNA from Cuscuta campestris, 1705 nucleotides. The record is from the annotation of a GenBank genome assembly. NCBI's taxonomy places the organism in Eukaryota, Viridiplantae, Streptophyta, Magnoliopsida, Solanales, Convolvulaceae.